AGUCGCAAAAUGGCAGUGAAACCAGUGUGGUUGUUUUUUGUGCUGUCUUUAGCUCUUGCAGACGAACCUUUUGAAUUUAAUAUAAGUGUACAAGCCUUUAAACCUAAGGGAUUGAAAAUUUCUGUACCAGAUGACCCAAGAAUAGAGUUUGUCCAGUAUGAAGCUGUGUUUUACGACAAAAACUUAGACUACGAUGGAUACACAAGGGACAUUGUGUUCCAAAAGACAAAUGGAAAAUGGCUGAUGGAUAAGCCCAACCUUAUUGUGAACGUAAACGACACCAUCAUGUGUACAUACUUUGUGGCUCAAAAGUUCCACAUCGUCUUCGAUGAUAAUAUAACAGAUGCUUCGUAUAUAACAAAGAUACUGGGCAAAGGAUAUAGUGAUAUGGUCAGUGUAAAGAUACGUGCAUUGGAAGAAAUUAAACCAGUCGUUAAGAAAAAUAAAUGUUUCGGCAUAUCCAAAGUACCUGGGAGAGAUGUAUGUUCUGAUGACGUAAUUUUUGAUGAGAACUUUGACACAUUUCGCGAAGAUUUCUGGAACAUUGAUCAGUAUAUUCCCUAUGAUCAUCCAGAACAUCCCUUCAUAUCGUAUCAGAAGUUGGAAGGUGCUAACUCAACAGUUUUUGUAGAAAAUGGUUCGCUCUAUAUUAGGCCAAAAUUCCAGCAAAACUUACCCGGGUUUGACGAAAGUAGUUUGUACAAGGGGACUUUGGACCUGACCAGUGACUGUACGGGUCGUGUUUGUAAAACUAAAGCCAUGGGGUCAAAUAUUCUACCACCGAUAGUAAGUGGACGGAUAAGAUCUAAAUUUGCAUUCAAAUAUGGUACAGUACAUAUUAGAGCAAAACUACCUAUUGGCGAUUGGCUAUACCCAGAAAUCCUUUUAGAACCGCUACACAAUAAAUAUGGAAGUUUACAUUACUCUUCUGGGAUAUUAAAAAUAGCCAUGGUCAGAGGUAAUACUGAGCUAAAUAAACUAAAGUUCAAUAGUCAGGUAUUAAAAGGAGGUCCCGUUUUGAACUCACAUUGUAGGGGUGCGUUUGAUUUUUACUCUAAAGAAACAUCCGAUGGACGAUCGUGGGGCGAUGACUUUCACAAUUAUUCAGUAACUUGGUCACCAGCAUCAAUAGAACUGGCAGUGGAUGGAAAAACUUGGGUCACAUAUAAACCUGGCUCUGGAGGUCUCAAGUCUUGGCUACCGAGAAACUGCAGAGGGGGCUGGUACAAACUGUUGGACGGUGCUCCCAAAAUGGCACCUUUUGAUGAUUACUUUUACAUUACCUUCGGAGUGGCUGCUGGCGGCUUCUUCGAAUUCCCAGACGAUCUGGUGACUGGUGAUGGAACACCUAAACCGUGGAAGAAUGGCGAUUCCAAAGCGGUCUAUAACUUCUGGGAUAAAAGAGAUGAAUGGAUCGACUCGUGGGAUGAUCCUGAACUAAUUGUAGAUUAUGUUAAAGUUAUAGCUUUAUAAGCGGAAGAAAUAGCUAGAAUAGUUCAGUUUAUUACAGAUA
This is a messenger RNA of Colias croceus (clouded yellow), 1513 nucleotides long. RefSeq names its product beta-1,3-glucan-binding protein-like. Gene Ontology annotation, molecular function: carbohydrate binding; hydrolase activity, hydrolyzing O-glycosyl compounds. The record is from RefSeq and is a predicted model, not a curated record. The coding region runs from base 10 to 1473 and encodes 487 amino acids. Gene Ontology annotation, biological process: carbohydrate metabolic process. NCBI's taxonomy places the organism in Eukaryota, Metazoa, Arthropoda, Insecta, Lepidoptera, Pieridae. The transcript has 9 exons.